This is a messenger RNA of Melampsora larici-populina 98AG31, 399 nucleotides long. RefSeq lists its product as uncharacterized. The transcript is spliced from 3 exons. The coding region runs from base 1 to 399 and encodes 132 amino acids. Lineage: Eukaryota; Fungi; Basidiomycota; Pucciniomycetes; Pucciniales; Melampsoraceae. The record is from RefSeq and is a predicted model, not a curated record.
AUGGAGGAGGAGCUAGGAAUCAUGGUGCCUGACGUGAGGGAAUUGACUGCGGAGGCCAGGCCAGCCUACCUGGAGGACUGGUCACUGAGCAGCAAGCUUACAUUCUUGGUUUCCCAGCUCAAAAAGAAGCAGGGCCUUUUGCAUAAAGGUCUAUCCAAGAAGACUGUUAUCUAUACACAAUGGAGGUGUUUCAUGGAGUGGAUCAUGAUUGCAUUGGAUUGUCACGGCAUUUCAAGUGGGUCCUUGCACGGUGGAAUGACAACUCAGCAGAGAACAUGGCAACUCACCAGAUUCCAGACCAACAUCCAGAUUGAGGCCUUUAUAGUAUCUAUCGAAGCUGGAGGUGUUGGCUUGAAUAUGACAUGUGCUGAUGAGGUCUACCUGAUGGAAUAUCAUUAG